CUUUUGCUCACUUUUUGUAAGCGUUGUUGUUUUUAAAUAAUUGAGUUUUGAAGUCUCCUUUUUGGUUAGGUAUUGGUUGUUGAAGUGAGUAAAAAUGCUAAAACUUAAAUGGUUAAAGUGAUAAUAUGUUAUAAUUUCAGGUUAAUUUCAAGGUCAUUCCAUUCGUGGUUAUAUUUUACAUCUCAACUGAAAAUUAACUAUUCGCAGAUUCAAAAAUGAGUGCUAACGAAAAGAAGAUGCCUGGGACUGGAUUGGAAGACAUCGGAGUGCCGGGACAAAUGUUCCUUCGCGAUGCUCUCACUAGCUGCACCGAUCCGCUCAAAGCAAUCGAGGAGUUUCAGUUGGAAAAUGGAAUUCUUCUGCCGUCUCUGAGACAAAUGCUGCCUUUGCUGGACCUUCACGGAGUCAGGAGGUUAGACUUCCACACAUCAGUAAUGGAGGAAAUAAGAGAAAGACUUAUUCAGCACAUCAAUGACAUAGGCCAGAAGGAAGGCAGGGAACGGGACAAGAAGUUGAAGGAAUUGUUGUCGAAAAGUUUUCCCCUGGUGAAGGUGAAACCACUGAGACCAGUUGUAAUGGCCAUCCUACGUAACACAACACACAUAGAUGAUAAAUACCUGCGGGUAUUGGUAAGGGACCGAGACUUGUACAAUGACACGGACACCGAAGUGAAGCGUCAGAUCUGGAAGGACAACCAAUCUCUGUUUGGAGACGAGGUGUCACCGCUGCUGUCGCAAUACAUCAAAGAGAAAGAAAACGUCUUGUUUGACCACAACAACUUGACCAACCUGUUUUUCACACCGUCACCAAAGCUGAGGAGACAGGGAGACGUUGUUCAGAAGUUGGCUCACAUGAUCGGCAACAGUGUGAAACUCUACGACAUGGUAUUACAGUUUUUGCGCACGUUGUUUCUGCGCACACGCAAUGUUCACUACUGCACUCUGCGCGCUGAACUGCUCAUGGCUCUGCAUGAUCUGGAAGUUCAGGACAUUAUAUCAGUCGAUCCUUGUCACAAGUUUACGUGGUGCCUCGAUGCUUGCAUUCGGGAGAAAAAUGUGGACAUCAAACGAUCUAGAGAACUUCAGGGAUUCCUGGACAGCAUUAAGCGAGGUCAAGAACAGGUCCUGGGCGAUCUUUCCAUGACCUUGUGUGACCCUUACGCCAUCAACUUCCUCGCCACCUCCGCCAUGAAGAUACUGCAACAUCUCAUCAACAACGAGGGGCUGCCCAGGGAAAACACCAUCCUUAUCUUGCUUUUAAGGAUGCUGGCUUUGGGGCUCAGUGCUUGGGUCAUGAUCGAUUCUCAGGAGUUUAAGGAACCUAAGCUGGACUCCCAAGUUGUCACUAAGUUCCUGCCUGCCCUCAUGUCUCUGAUAGUCGACGACCAAGUCAGAUCACUCAAUUCUAAACUGCCUCCUGACGAGAGGGAGUCCGCCAUCACUAUCAUUGAACAUUCAGGUCCGCCACCUGAUGCCUGCCAGGCCUAUGUUCAGGAGAGCUCAGUAGCCAGUAUCAUAGCUAUGUACUACACUCUACAGACAGCCAAGCAGAGAGACAGGAUAGGACUGAUGAGAGUGCUAGGCACUCUGGCCACCUGUGAUAGCGACCGAGCCUUCGAAGACCCCUUCCUACACUUCCUGAUAUCCUUAUUGAUCCACAUGGGAGACGAGUUCUCCACUGAAGACUUCUGCACUGUGAUAUUCGACGAGUUCUUCUACGCAGGUAUCAGCCGAGAGAAUGUGGUGAGACACAUGUUGAAGCUGCUGUGGUACGUUUACCCCAAGUUGUCCAGCACUCGGCUACAUGCUAUCAUGAAGGUGUUACAGCCUAACGCACAGCACAAUGACGCGGUCCACUCACUGUACAAGCAGCUGACAGAGAAGAUAGGCAGCGAGCAAGAGCCUCCUGCUAUACCUGAGAACUUGGACUAUCUAGAGUCACCACUGAUGUCUGUGCCUACUCCUGCGCCCAUCUCAUAGACUGAAGAGUAAUCUCUGCUCCUGAUCUCAGGCACAACCAGGCCGGGGGUGCCAAGGGCUGCUGUAGCACUUCCCCAGCAAAAAGGGGGUCGUGAGAAUAUUUUUUUUCACAAAAAUAAAGCAGCUUAAUACUUUUUCCAAAUUAAUAUUUCUCUAGAGUGGAACUUUAAAACAAAACUUAUCAAAACAAAAUUGUAAAAAUUUUUGGAAAUAUAGCGCCCUAAAUAAUUUCCUCUGUGGGCUAUAGCACAGACAGCCCAUAAUACAAAUUGGGACCUGGUUACUCAAUAUGUGCCAUUCAACAAUGUAAAUAUUGUAAAAAUAUUUUUCUUGUUUUAAAAAACACGUUAUAUGAGUAAAUAAAAUAUUAUUUUAAUGUUUGAAAA
Messenger RNA from Macrosteles quadrilineatus (aster leafhopper), 2365 nucleotides. Its product is annotated as negative elongation factor B-like. Gene Ontology annotation, cellular component: nucleus; NELF complex. Gene Ontology annotation, biological process: negative regulation of transcription elongation by RNA polymerase II. Bases 216 to 1979 code for a protein of 587 amino acids. The record is from RefSeq and is a predicted model, not a curated record. Lineage: Eukaryota; Metazoa; Arthropoda; Insecta; Hemiptera; Cicadellidae. The transcript has 14 exons.